This is a messenger RNA of Cercospora beticola, 1464 nucleotides long. RefSeq lists its product as uncharacterized. Gene Ontology annotation, cellular component: plasma membrane. NCBI's taxonomy places the organism in Eukaryota, Fungi, Ascomycota, Dothideomycetes, Mycosphaerellales, Mycosphaerellaceae. Gene Ontology annotation, molecular function: sulfite transmembrane transporter activity. The record is from RefSeq and is a predicted model, not a curated record. Gene Ontology annotation, biological process: transmembrane transport; sulfite transmembrane transport.
CUAUCACUCAAUAGAGCGUGAUAGCGACAAUCCCACGCAACGAUGACCGCAAACAACCCCCAAGCAAACGGCAACAUGCCCAACCACCACGAACUCGACGGCCAUCAAGAAGACCACCCAAAUCACGACUUCACAAUCCCCUACGAACUCUUCUACACCAACCUCCACGACGACGAAGAAACCGAACAACACAAACGCCUCCGCGGCCAAACCCUCUCCAAACGUUCCAUCCGGCACUACAACCACGCCACCACAAAAUGGGGUUCCCUCCUCGAAAAUUUCUCCCCAAUGUGGUUCGCUCUCGUGAUCUCCUCUGGCGGAUUAGGCCUCCUCUUCGCCGGAACAUUCCCCUAUCGAGCCCACUGGCAAAUCAUAAUCGCCACGAUCCAAUACGUCCUCGAACUCGUUCUCUUUUUCACAUUCGGCGCAAUAUUAUUACUCAAAUGGAUAAUAUACCCCCACGUCGCAGUGCGAAAAGCGAUGAACGAUCCAGAUGAAUUAGGAGCUUAUGCUAUUCCGCCGAUUGCUUUGAUGACGAUUGGAGCGCUUACGGCUAGUCAAGUGAGUUUGGGACCUUGGGGUGGACAUGCUUUUACGAUUGUGGCGUAUGUUUUGUGGUGGAUUGGGAUGAUUUGGACGUUUUUGACUGCGGUUGUUGUUCUGACGACCCUCUUUUACACUGGAAAUCAGAGUUCCAGAACGAUGAGUCCUGUCCUCUUCAUGGCCCCCGUAGGACUCGCGACUGCUGCGACAGAAAGCGGAUUCAUCACAAUAUAUUCAAAGGAAAUGUCCGCGAGGAUGGCAGGACCGAUGCUAGUUGUUGGGUAUUUUGCUGGAGGUGUGGCGUUGUUCAUGGCGAUUAUACUGUAUACGAUAUAUUUCCAUCGAUUAUUGGCUGCGGGUUUCUCGCCUCCGGCGAAGAGACCUGGUUUGGUGAUUUUGAUUGGACCGGCUGGACAGCUUGCUACGGCAUUUCAGAUGAUGGGACAAUCUGCGGCGGGAUAUAAUCGUUUCGCGGAGUACAAGCAUACGGCGUUGCAGCCACCUACUUAUGGGACUUUUUGGACGGCACAGACGGCGCAGGGACUACAAGGAAGUGGGAUCUUCUUUGCGUUGCUUAUACUUGGAUUUGGGUAUUUGAUGCUUUUUCUUGCGAUUGUGGGUGUGGUUGAUGUUUUUGUGAAGAGGCAGGUCAAGUAUAGUUUGACAUGGUGGGCUCUGGUGUUUCCUUCUGUGACUAUUACGACUGCGUGGAUGGAAUUGGCGAGUUCGAUGGAUUCGCCUGCAUUCCGGGGCCUGGUCUGCGCUAUGACGGUGCUGUUAUACGUGGUUUAUUUCAUCAAUUGGGGAUUUACGAUUUGGGGAAUUGUGGAUGGAAGUUUGAUUUUUGGAAAGACGCAUUUGGAGACGGAGAUGGAAUUAAUGGCGAAGGCACAGGGCCAGAGGAAGAAGGAGGAUAUUUAG